Messenger RNA from Hemicordylus capensis (graceful crag lizard), 2512 nucleotides. RefSeq names its product BAR/IMD domain containing adaptor protein 2 like 1 (gene BAIAP2L1). NCBI's taxonomy places the organism in Eukaryota, Metazoa, Chordata, Lepidosauria, Squamata, Cordylidae. Gene Ontology annotation, biological process: actin crosslink formation; plasma membrane organization; actin filament bundle assembly. Gene Ontology annotation, molecular function: protein binding. Gene Ontology annotation, cellular component: nucleoplasm; cytosol. The record is from RefSeq and is a predicted model, not a curated record. Bases 512 to 1993 code for a protein of 493 amino acids. The transcript is spliced from 17 exons.
CCCUCAUGCCCCCCCCCGGCCACUAGCCGGCACGAGCCCCCUCCCGGUGUGUGGCUGCGCAUUUUUACGCCGCUUCGAGCGCCGUGGCUGAAUGAAAGGAGAGCGGCGGAGACAUCGCUGUCGCAGCAGCAGCAGCAGCAGCACUCGUGGCGAGAGGAGAGCCGCCCCCGGGAGGCUGUGCCUAGCGGGGUGGGGCGGGGGAGUCCUCCUGGGUUCCCCCCAGCCCCCCUCAGAGGCCACGCUUCCUGGGGAGAGGGGACCAUGAUGUCACAACAGCUAGCCAAUCCACGCUGUGCACAGGGGACUGUGCAAUACCCACAGAACCGGUUUUCCUUCAGCUGGAUCCAGGAGAGGAAUAAGACUACUCAGGAGUAAUUAAGUCUGGAUGGGAGCCAGUGACUUCAAAUGCAGCUAGAAGAGAGAAGGCAGUACCUAAUGAAUCAGAAGGCAACUAGCUCUGUUCCAGUGCCCUGAGCAGUCCCUGACGCACCCAGUCAUAAAUCAGAAUGUUAUGGAACAGUUCAAUCCUGGCCUGCGGAAUUUAAUAAACCUUGGGAAAAACUAUGAAAAAGCUGUUAAUGCAAUGAUUGUGGCUGGAAGAGCCUACUACGAUGGUGUGGCGAAAAUAGGUGACAUCGCGGUUGCCUCACCUGUGUCUAAAGAACUGGGGCACGUUCUCAUAGAAAUUUCCAUUGCACAGAAGAAACUGAACGACAGCCUGGAUGAAAGCUUCAAGAAAUUCCAUAAGGAAAUUAUAGUGGAGCUGGAGAAGAAAACUGAACUGGAUGUAAAAUACAUGAACGCUACCUUGAAAAGAUACCAGAAUGAACAUCGAAACAAACUGGAUUCUUUGGAAAAAUCUCAGGCUGAGCUGAAGAAAAUCCGAAGAAAAAGUCAAGGAGGAAAGAAUACAUUGAAAUUUGAGCAUAAAGAAAUUGAGUAUCUGGAAACUGUGACUUCUCGUCAGAGUGACAUUCAGAGGUUUAUUGCGGAGGGUUGCAGGGAGGCCCUGCUGGAAGAGAAGAAAAGGUUCUGUUUUCUAGUCGACAAGCACUGCAGUUUCGCUCAGCACAUGAAGUAUCACCAUGUCGAGUGUUCAGAGUUACUUAACUCCAAGUUGCCAAGGUGGCUGGGAACCUGUAGCGAUGUCACCAAAGUGCCAGAAAAAAUUAUGAAUAUGAUAGAAGAGAUCAAGACGCCCGGCACCACUCCGGUAUCGGGAACUCCUCUGCCUUCUCCGAUGAUAGAGAGACAUAGUGUGGUUGGAAAUCAUUAUGAUUCACUUCAUAGAAACUCUCCGCAAGUGCCUCCUGCCCCUCCAGGGAGAGCCUAUAUUAGCCCCUUAGUUGAUAUGUUUAAUGACCCAGCCAUGGUUCCAAAGGCGCCUUCAGAGAGAGUGAACCAUUCAGCAGAUCAUACGGACGAUGCCAGUUUAUCACGCUCGACCUCCGUUGCCACAGGGCUGAAUAUAACGAAAAGGCAGAAAGUGAAAACCAUCUUUCCCCACACGGCUGGGAGUAACAAGACUCUGCUCAGUUUUGCCCAGGGAGAUCUCAUCACGCUGCUGAUCUCUGAGGAACGGGAUGGCUGGCUCUAUGGGGAACAUGAUGUGACGAAAGUGAAAGGAUGGUUCCCAUCUUCAUACACAAAGCCACUGGAAGAACCAGUUGAAGAGUCAAUCCGUUUGCCAGUGCCAAGCCCUGCACCUGUCCGAAGCAGCAGCUCAGUAAACUUAUCCGAGAGAGGAGGGGUUGUCCUGCCCCCGCCAGAUUAUUUGGUCCCUGCGCAAACAAGGGCCACUUCAGAAACCAGACAAGAGCCUUCCAAAAGUAUUGCUGUUAAGGCACAAGUGGCCAAACCGGAAAGCACAGCCCCCAGACCUGACAUGAAUGGCAUUGUAAAGCCACCUUUCUUAAGUGGAGAAAAUCCAUUUGCUACUGUAAAACUCCGACCAACAGUUACAAAUGACCGCUCAGCACCAAUACUUCGAUGAGCAACGUGAAUUCCCCUUUUUUACUGCUCCUUGUAAACACUCUUUUCAGCACAUAGCAUUUGAAAAUCAUAUCUGAAGUCGUUUUUAAACUUUAUUUAAAUGUAAUUACUGUGUACAGUAGCAAAACAUUAUAGGAUUUCUGACUUACAAUAUCAUGGCUUCCUAUAUCAGCUAAUAAUUGACAGGUUAAGAUGCUUAAAUUCUCUUGAUUUUACAGUGUGCCUUUAGGAUUGUGAAAAUGGGGGAAGAGGCUCGAAUGCUAUCAUUACCAGCAUAAUUAAUCCUUUAAAAAAAAGACUCCUCUAUACCAGUUGUAGGGUUAACUCUAUGGGGUAAGUUCUAAUUAUUUAAGUCUGCUCAAACCAUUUACUUAGAUAUACAAAUACAUUUAGCUGAUUUUUAAAUAGACAAGCCAUCUAAGGAUUAUCUUAAGACAGCAAUAGACUAUUGUGUAAAGUAAUGUUUCACUAUAUUGGUUAAAAUGUCUUCAGAUACCAGAAUAAAUAUUUAUCUUCUGAA